UUCACCUCACAAGGUUGCUUGCCAACCGCCAUUAGAGGAAAGAAGAAGAAGAACCCGGAAGUCGCGGAACUUUAGACGUGUCAAAUGGUCGCCAUUUUCCACAGGAAGGUAACGCCUCAAGCACCUGAGAAGGAAGCGCUGUUUCCCCCCCACAAGCCUCACCAGUAAACAUGGGGAAUAUAUUCGGAAGCCUGUUUAAAAUGUUCGGGAAGAAAGAAAUGAGGAUCCUCAUGGUGGGUCUGGACGCUGCGGGGAAAACGACCAUUUUAUACAAGCUCAAACUGGGAGAGAUCGUAACCACCAUUCCCACGAUAGGUUUUAAUGUAGAGACGGUGGAGUACAAGAACAUUAGCUUUACAGUUUGGGAUGUCGGCGGCCAGGAUAAGAUCCGACCACUGUGGCGUCACUACUUCCAGAACACGCAAGGUCUCAUCUUUGUCGUGGACAGCAACGACCGAGAGCGAUGCAACGAGGCUCGUGAAGAGCUCAUGAGAAUGUUGGCGGAGGACGAACUGCGCAAUGCUCUGCUAUUAGUCUUCGCAAAUAAAAUAGACCUGCCUAACGCCCUGACUCCAACUGAAGUCACCGAAGCACUGGGCCUUCACACCCUGCGGGACAGGCGCUGGUUCAUCCAGGCCACCUGCGCCACCAAUGGCGACGGUCUCUAUGAAGGACUGGAGUGGUUGUCUGAGCAACUUAGGAAUCUCUAACAGUCGUCUCUUUCCCUCCCAUUCAUCGAGCCUACAUUCUGCCUUUAAAGCCCUCCCAUGCUGGCUGUUGUUACCGCCAACAUACCGGGCCACCAGUGGAAAUAAUCGGUCCAUGGUAAUGUGUAAAGCUGACAUAUGUAUAUAUGAAAGGAUAUGGUAAUGGGGCAGCUUUAUUAACUUUUUCUCUCGUGGUUGUUUCACUUUCUGUUUGUUGGGCAAUAAAAGGAGAGAUGCAAGGGAAUCUAAUAUUACAAUCACAUACACUACUCAAAAAGUUAAAGAUAUUCAGCUUUUGCGUUUUAAAGAUGAAGCUAAAAUAUACAGUACAGGCCAAAGGUUUGGACACACCUUCUCAUUUUAAUGCGUUAUAUUUUCAUGACUAUUUACAUUGUAGGUUAUCACUGAAGGCAUCAAAACUAUAUGACACCUGUGAAGUGAAAACCAUUUCAUGUGACAACCUCUUAAACCUCAUCGAGAGAAUGCCAAGAGUGUACAAACCGUAAUCAGAGCAAAGGGUGGCUAUUUUGAAUAAACUAGAAUAUAAAACAUGUUUUCAGUUUUUUCACCAUUGUUUGAUAAGUACAAAACUCCACAUGUGUUCAUUCAUAGUUUUGAUGCCUUCAGUGACAAUCUACAAGGUAAAUAGUCAUGAAAAUAAAGAAAAUGCAUUGAAUGAGAAGGUGUGUCCAAACUUUUGGCCUGUACUGUGUAUCAGUGUUUCAGUACUUUUUGUACAACUUGCUGUUCUCUAGCAAGUAGCUGAAUAGCAAAAUUUCUAACUGGUGGCAAAUUUUCUUUGACAUUAAGCUCAGUUGCCACUUCAAUCUGAAAACAUCUUGUUAGCAGCCUAAAACGGAGAGGUACUGUUGAACAAUAUUGUGGUUAGUUGGUAUUUUAGGUUAAUCCUGAAAUUCUACCCAAAAGUUGAGUAUCUCAACUUUUUGUGAGUGGUGUAUUCAAAUUGGUGACCAAAACUAAAAGAUGCACAGCUGGGAGCGUCAACCUCCUGUUUGAUAAACACUGGUAUUGACUUAAUAGGAUGUUUAUGGAAUCUACCUGCUUUCUCUGGUUGGUGUUUUUGUGUAUUGUCAAGUCUCAGGUCCACGGGCUGCCUUAGAGUGUGUACACUUUGCAACUAUUUUUUUUUUUUUAAAUGCUCUAUACUGAUUAUCCCACACUCAGCCUCGUACUGUAAGUUGUAUGCAUCAUGUAAGACGACAUUAGUGUCAUUUCCCCCAUCCUAUGAGGUGGGUGUUUUUAAAGAAAAUAUUUAAACACUUGUGUGCAUACACAUUUCUUUGUGUUACUGAACUGCUCAGACUAUAUAUGGAGGUGGGCUUGUUUUGUCAUUAAUACAGAUUUAAAUAUUUAAGUUAAACUUUUGUGUGAGUAAAACAAAAAAGCACUAAUUAAAGUGACUGGAAAGGAUUUCUAAAAUGUAUUUUUCUUACAUGUGACUAUGCAAUAAAACAAUGUCUUAUACAUUCA
Molecule: messenger RNA, 2198 nt
Organism: Entelurus aequoreus (snake pipefish)
Lineage: Eukaryota; Metazoa; Chordata; Actinopteri; Syngnathiformes; Syngnathidae
Product: ADP-ribosylation factor 1-like
Exons: 5
Coding region: 171-710 (179 amino acids)
Biological process (GO): vesicle-mediated transport; intracellular protein transport
Cellular component (GO): plasma membrane; cytoplasm
Molecular function (GO): GTP binding; GTPase activity
Source: RefSeq, a predicted model, not a curated record